ACCACCUGCUAAGGAGGGAGGAGAGCCCCAGGCCAGCUUCUCUGGGGGGCCAGAUGCUCCGGAUUCAAAGUUCUCCGUUUACAGGGUUGGCGCGGGGCUGUCCCUGCGGAGCGAGUGCCUUGUUCCCCUGGAGGUGGAUGGGAAGGAGGUUUAUGGUUACUGGGACAUGGGCGCAGAGGUGACACUGGCCCGGCCCGAGGUGGUGGCCCCAGAUCGGGUGGUGCCCAACACCUUCCUGACCCUGACCGGGGUGGGCGGGACCCCAUUCAAGGUUCCCGUAGCGAGGGUACACCUGAAAUGGGGGGCCAAGGAGGGCCCCAAGGACGUGGGAGUGCACCACCAUUUGCCCACUGAGGUGUUGAUGGGGGGGGACCUAGAGGACUGGCCAAGCAGCCCCCAGACCGCCUUAGUUGUGACCCGCGGUCAGAGCCGGCGAGGGGCACUGCGCCCUGGCCUUGGGGGGGGUGCCUUGCCUGAGGCGCGGGACCCUAACCUGGUGGGGAGGGAACGCCCAGGGACGCGGCUCAGGGAGGCUGCAGCUUCGGACCCAGCGGGCGAGAAAGAGCAGGUGGCCAUCCCCGUCCCAGUUGCUGAGUUCCAGGCCGAGUUACAGAGAGAUCCCUCCUUGCGGAAGAUAAGGGACCUGGCCGACCUCAAUGCGGUACAGACCAUGGGACGAGGUGGCCGGAAAAGGUUCCUGUGGGAGAAGGGGUUCCUGUACCGAGAAUGGGCUCCCCCAGGGAAAAUGGAGUCAGGGGGGAUCAGGAGGCAGCUGGUGGUACCCCAGAAGUAUCGCCGCCAGCUGCUGUGCCGGGCCCAUGACAUUCCCCUCUCAGGGCACCAGGGAACCUGGCGUACCCAGCAGAGGCUGCUACGGAGCUUUUACUGGCCUGGGGUCUUUGUUACUGUCCGACAGUACUGCAGAUCCUGUGACCCCUGUCAGAGGGGGAGGAAGGCCUGGGACAAGGGGAAAACAGCUUUAGGACCCUUGCCCAGCAUAGAGGAGCCUUUUCGGAGGGUGGCCAAGGUAAAAAGGGCGGCUCUAAACCAAGAGAGCCCAAAGCACAGACCUCCAGACUGGAGCGCUGGGAGAAGACCACAGCCCAGUUGGAGCCCCAGAGGUAUGGGGGUGGGAAAAGGGCGCAGGCCGCAUAAACCUUCCCACAUGCGAACUGCGAGUGCCAUCAAGCACCCCCGACCUAAGGGGGGGCGUGAAACUGGAGGGGCCUGGUGUAAUUCUCACCAAGGAAUGGGAGGGAUGCGGGGGCAUCCAUGGGAACGGGGGUAGGUUCGAACUUCCCCGGGUCACUGGCUAAAGUGACCCUGCUCAGUUCGGUCUCGAAGGGGGGAGAGAUGUGACGAACUGGGCCUGUUCUCACUGUGGUCUGUGAAUGCUGACAGGGGAGUGUGCUGGGAUAGUCUGCAUUACAGGAUGGGAUCUGCCCGAGGGCGCAUACCUGAGUGUGUAACAUGAGAACCCAGGAAGGGGUUGAAGGCGAGGCGACUCCUUAGCCGGGGAAACUGAACAAAGGCUGUGGGAGGGGUCGCUGAAAGCAGAGGGCGGGAAGCAGGCUGGAAGGAGGCUGGAGAGAUGGCUGGGAGGCAGAGAUGGCUCUGACCCCCCAAAGGGGGGUGGGCUGGCAUGCCCUGGGACCCCAAGCUGGACCUAACUGAGGGGGGGGCCCUGUUGUCUGUGCCUGCAAGACCUGUCUUGGACUGUAUUCCUGUCAUCCAAAUAAACCUUCUGCUUUAC
Malaclemys terrapin pileata is the source of this 1753-nucleotide messenger RNA. RefSeq lists its product as uncharacterized. The transcript is spliced from 2 exons. Lineage: Eukaryota; Metazoa; Chordata; Testudines; Emydidae. Bases 167 to 1288 code for a protein of 373 amino acids. The record is from RefSeq and is a predicted model, not a curated record.